AUGGCUUUUCUUGUAUGCAAUCUCACUCUUUCUCUGUUUCCACAAUCUAAAUCAAUAAUCAGAGGCAAACCCUUUCACCAAACCCUUUCAUCUUCAAAACCCAUUUCUCAAUGCUCUUUAAUCUUCACUUCUUCUUCUCCUUCACUUCAAACUUCCACUGCACAGGUUGCUCAGGUUAAUACACCAUUAGCUACUCAAGAUAAACAGAAUCAGCAUCAGAAGGAUGAUUUUUAUCUCAAUCUUGGUCUUGCUGUUAGGACCCUUCGUGAGGACAUGCCCUUGAUCUUUGUUAAAGACCUUAACUAUGACAUUUAUAGGGAUGAUGUAACAUUCCUGGACCCUUUGAACACAUUUACUGGUAUUGAGAAGUACAAAUUGAUCUUCUGGGCAUUGAGGUUUCAUGGUAGAAUUUUGUUUCGUGAGAUUGGUUUGGAUGUAUACAGAAUAUGGCAGCCUUCGGAGAAUGUGAUAUUGAUCAGGUGGAACUUGAGGGGUGUGCCUAGGGUUCCAUGGGAGGCUAAAGGUGAAUUUCAGGGUACUUCGCGGUAUAAAUUGGAUAGAAAUGGGAAAAUAUAUGAACAUAAAGUUGAUAAUUUGGCAUUCAAUUUCCCACAGAAGAUGAUGAAACCGGUUUCGGUCUUGGAUUUGGUUACUGCUUGCCCUGCAAGUCCAAAUCCAACAUUUUUUUGGGGUCCUUUGGAUUCCAACUCUUGCUCAUGGAUAGAGUUUUAUCAAGCAGUUAAGAACACGUUGGACCAAGAGAGACAAUUGCUACCACAAGAUGGUUUGGCUACAUGUUCAUAG
Messenger RNA from Lathyrus sativus (Indian pea), 804 nucleotides. Lineage: Eukaryota; Viridiplantae; Streptophyta; Magnoliopsida; Fabales; Fabaceae. The record is from the annotation of a GenBank genome assembly.